AUGCCCUCCGACAUAACGGUCCCUGACAAUUCGGACGAUGAUACCACACCUACGCUCCCCAAGUCCGCAACAGCCAUCUUUAUCAACCCAAUACCAACCCUCCUUCCCCGCUCAGCAACCACAAUCUUCACUGUCCCCGCACAAUCCGUUGCCGCCGCUCCCAAAGCGCUCCUAUCGACACUCUUUGAAGGGCUCAAACAUGCUGCUAAGGCAGUCGUUGGGCGGCGCAAGAAGGUAGAGAAGCCAGCAACGAGUCAGACUACGGAGGAAGCGAAGGAAGAGUGCGAGGAGAAUAUUGACGAGUGGGAGGAGGUGGAUGGGGAUCAUGUGAGGGACGACAUGCGGAAGGAUCAAUUGAGGUUGAGGUGGCAGCGGGAGCACAACGUGCUGCUAGGGACUGGAGGCGAGGAUGAGCACAAGGAUAAGGGUCAUGAUCCUGAGCCAGGCGUUUCUCGGCGUCGGAGGCGUGUUAGGCAUUGGGACAGCGAGUCUGAAGAUGAGGGUGAGGUGAUUGAGGUUGUCUAG
This is a messenger RNA of Didymosphaeria variabile, 525 nucleotides long. RefSeq lists its product as uncharacterized. The record is from RefSeq and is a predicted model, not a curated record. Bases 1 to 525 code for a protein of 174 amino acids. The transcript is spliced from 2 exons. Lineage: Eukaryota; Fungi; Ascomycota; Dothideomycetes; Pleosporales; Didymosphaeriaceae.